AUGGAUUUGACGCCAGCGGGGGCACAAAAGGUUGGCGUUGCGUUGCGCAGAGCUUCUCCAGCCAGACUGGAUUCAGAUGCUGCCAGGGCUGCCGUUUGCAGUAUGGUGCCGUGUGAGGGCAGAUGCCACCAUCUCUGCGGUGGAGGGCUCCAAUCACUAGGCUGGCAAGCUUGCGGAGCGAAGAGGUCGUGGCGGCGCAAGAAAGCUAUGUCUGGGAAGCUCCUCCUACAAGAAGGGGCAUGGCCUACUUUGCCAGUCUUUUGGGGCACGGACUUCCUUAAACGUGGGAAGAUCCCACGAAGGGCGAGCGAGAGCAAGACACCCAGUGCCGCUCAGCGUGAUGAAAGGGCUUCGAGCAUUGCCAAGACCUUGGCGGCUUGCCGGGAGUCAGCCCAGUGGCAGGUUGCCCUGCAAGUUUGUUUCCAACAUGCCCGAGGGUCCCGCUGGCCUCGCCCGGUGGUUCUGCUGCUCUUGGGCGUGCUGGAGCGGAGCGUCCAGUGGCAAAGGGCACUGCUGGCGCUGCGCAGGCUGCGCUGCGAAGGUGAAGAGAAAGCGGUUUGCAGCGCCAUGUCUGCCUGUGUCCAAGGGACGCAGUGGGCACGUGCUCUGGAACUUCUCGAGCAGGUCACCAAGUCGCAAGCACAGCGCGUGGGACCUUGGGAUUUGGUGACUUCGACGACCUUGAUGGCUGCUUGUGGGCGCGGACGGCACUGGCGGGGCGUGCUGAAGAUUCUCGCGGAGAUCGGGCAGGGGUGUGACACUGUGAGCUUGAACAGUGCGGUGACGGCCCUGGCAUCUGCCCAGCGCUGGCGCGAGGCCCAAGGGCUGUUCACCUUAGCUCGGAGUGCUGGUGCCUGCCAUGCCUUGCUGAGUGCCUUUGAAACAUCCAAUUCUUGGUGGCGGGCGCUUGCCCUUUUCCAUGAGGCAGUGCGGACUCAGCUGACCCUGUCCGCGGUGGCCCUCAAUAGCCUUAUCAGUGCAUGUGAGAAGGCGGGCGAGUGGGAGCUCGCAUUGGGUCUUUUGGAUGGUCCUGUGAGGCCUGACGCCAUCACCUUUAGUGCACUGACGUUGGCGUGCUGCCAGGCCUCGCGCUGGCGCCGGGCGUUGGGGAUGUGCUCUCCCGUGGAUCUCUUGGGCCGCCACGUGCUGGCGCGAGCGGCCGAAGGAGGCGCUGCAGCAGUGGGGCUUCGGCAGGAACUUCUGCUGUCUGCACGCCAGGUGGUCCUGGGCCGAUCUGACAGUGGGCAAGGUCAGCCCUUGAUGUCCAGAUCAGCUGCCAGUCAGGAGCGGGUUUUGGCGAUGGCAUUACUCUGCCAGCAACGCAGCUUCUGGUGGCUCCGACGUGCAGGCGCAGGCGACUGGGGCACCAUCGACGCACGCUGUGUCCUGGAAGAGCAGCGCCAACACUUGAAGCAAGUGUACUUCAUGAAGCCCCUUGCGACACUGCAAGUCUAUCCUUGGCAUGCUCUUGGUCGGGUCAGUUCAGCCACUGAGGCGCGGGAUCCUGAACGGGCUGAGGAAGCUCAAGUUCAAUUGCAAGGGCCAGAUCGAGGCUGCCAGGGCUGCCUUCUCGGCCUCGAAGAGUGGUGGGGCCAAAAGGAACCCUUGCAACAGUAG
Durusdinium trenchii is the source of this 1617-nucleotide messenger RNA. NCBI's taxonomy places the organism in Eukaryota, Dinophyceae, Suessiales, Symbiodiniaceae. The record is from the annotation of a GenBank genome assembly.